Messenger RNA from Cucurbita moschata (crookneck pumpkin), 1996 nucleotides. Its product is annotated as CBL-interacting serine/threonine-protein kinase 3. Gene Ontology annotation, biological process: signal transduction; protein phosphorylation. The transcript is spliced from 15 exons. The record is from RefSeq and is a predicted model, not a curated record. Bases 329 to 1759 code for a protein of 476 amino acids. NCBI's taxonomy places the organism in Eukaryota, Viridiplantae, Streptophyta, Magnoliopsida, Cucurbitales, Cucurbitaceae. Gene Ontology annotation, molecular function: ATP binding; protein kinase activity.
UUGGUCCGAGCCAAUUCAAAAGCUCCGCCACACACGCACAGUGGAACCAGGUUUUCUGCUCCCACGAGGUGGUCCAAAUCAAAGGGACCGUCCCCUUUUCAUUAACUUUGAUUUGGGUUUCUCUGAAAUGGGUAAAAGGGAUAAUGGUCGAUCAUGUUAGGAGAAGAUGCUUUGUCCUCUUCCAAUAAUCGCUCUGCCUAAUAAGUCCAGUGGUUGAGCAGGAACGGUUUUUGUAUCAUUUUGCUAUACAUUUGAACCUGCAUAAGCUUAAGGAGUGCUGCACACUUGUGGUUGUGUUUAAGAGGGAGGUUUAGAAGGAUUUACAGCCAUGAGAAGAUCGGGUGUAAACCAACCAAAAGUGAAGCGUCUUGUUGGAAAAUAUGAAAUCGGUCGAACGAUUGGUGAGGGUACGUUUGCAAAAGUGAAAAUAGCCAAAAAUUCUGAAAAUGGGGAACAUGUAGCAAUAAAGAUCCUUGACAAGGAGAAAGUUCUGAAGCACAAGAUGGCUGAACAGAUCAAGCGGGAAAUAGCGACAAUGAAACUAAUAAAGCAUCCACAUGUCGUCCAAUUGUUCGAGGUUAUGGGGAGCAAAACAAAGAUAUUCAUUGUUUUGGAGUUCGUUACCGGAGGCGAACUUUUUGAUAAAAUUGUAAAUCAUGGACGGAUGACCGAAAGUGAGGCACGGAGAUAUUUUCAGCAACUUAUAAACGCGGUUGAUUAUUGUCAUAGCAGAGGUGUUUACCAUAGGGAUCUUAAGCCUGAAAAUCUAUUGUUAGAUGCCAAAGGAAAUCUUAAAGUGUCUGAUUUUGGAUUGAGUGCACUGUCACAACAAGUUAAGGACGAUGGCCUGCUUCACACUACUUGUGGAACUCCAAACUAUGUUGCUCCUGAGGUCCUUAACGAUAGAGGCUAUGACGGAGCGACUGCAGACUUAUGGUCAUGUGGAGUCAUACUCUUUGUACUGCUUGCAGGUUACUUGCCUUUUGAUGAUUCUAAUAUCAUAAACCUUUAUAAAAAGGUGAGCAUUUGUUUACCUCGUUUUUUUCUUUUUCUUUUUCGCCAUUCGAUUCUACUUCUCUUUGCAUUCUUCAGCAUUCACUUCGAUUAUUUGCAGAUCUCGGCCGCUGAAUUUACUUGUCCUCCAUGGCUUUCUUUAGAUGCCAUGAAAUUGAUCGCUCGAAUUUUGGAUCCGAACCCAAUGACUCGCAUCACCGUACCAGAAAUUUUGGAAGAUGAAUGGUUUAAGAAAGAUUAUAAGCCCCCGGUUUUCGAGGAGCCUAAGAUUGCAAACUUAGAUGAUGUAGAAGCAGUCUUCAAAGAUUCGGAAGAGCACCAUGUGACAGAGAAGAAGGAAGAACAACCUGUAGCCAUGAACGCCUUCGAGUUAAUUUCAAUGUCGAAGGGGCUCAACCUGGAAAAUUUGUUUGGUACAGAACAGGAAUUCAAGAGAGAAACCAGGUUCACCUCUAAAUGCUCAGCUAAUGAAAUUGUAAAUAAGAUUGAAGAAGCUGCCAAACCUCUUGGUUUUGAUGUGCAGAAGAAAAAUUACAAGAUGAGACUCGAAAAUGUGAAAGCGGGUCGGAAGGGAAACCUUAAUGUUGCCACAGAGAUUUUGCAAGUGGCACCUUCUGUUCAUGUGGUUGAGAUGCGAAAAGCUAAGGGGGACACCUUAGAGUUUCACAAGUUCUACAAAAACCUCUCCACCUCUCUAGAGGAUGUUGUUUGGAAGACUGAGGAAGACAUGCCAGCAAAAAAGUGAAACUUGGCACGGUUCGAGGUUUGAAAUGUGAAGAACGAAAUAUUGUAAAUGCUUCAUGACUGUUGUUUGACUCGUGUGUUCGAUCGAUUGUUUUCCGUUUUAUUGUAGGAAAGCAUGGAAAGCUCCCAAGAAUGAGUUAUGAUGACGUUUUUUAUGUUACAUUUGGAACUUUAGUUCUUAGUGAUAGUAAGAAAUAUUUGCCAUUCUUUUAGUCUAUCAUAUGAUGCUUCUACUUCA